Messenger RNA from Ictalurus furcatus (blue catfish), 1625 nucleotides. It is a transcript of the gene tac3b, whose product is annotated as tachykinin precursor 3b. Bases 973 to 1368 code for a protein of 131 amino acids. Lineage: Eukaryota; Metazoa; Chordata; Actinopteri; Siluriformes; Ictaluridae. The transcript has 6 exons. The record is from RefSeq and is a predicted model, not a curated record.
AGCGCACCUUUCCCCAGGACAGUCGAGUCGAGGCGAGAGAUUACUAAAGUGAGAUGGAGGGCAGGGGGCAGGGCUUCAAAAAUCAGUUCGUACCAGAGAGUUCAAAACACCUACACAGCCGUCAGUCAUUCCCGAUUCACGCGUCCGACAUUCCCGAUUCACGCGUCCGUCAUUCCCGAUUCACGCGUCCGUCAUUCCCGAUUCACGCGUCCGUCAUUCCCGAUUCACGCGUCCGUUGUAUCAUCUGACGUUUUCAUUUCUGUGUAUUUUUGAGUGAAAACUCAUCUGUGGGCGUUUCCGAAAAUAUGUCAACAUCAGCAGGUCUGGAUUUAAAACACUGGCUUUUUCAGCACUUAUGUAUGGAACUGAUUCAGGGGCGGAGCUACAUGUGAGCACAAUCUGUGACGUCACGAAACUACAGCGUCAACAGCUUCAGACCAAUCACCUGUGAUAUGCAAAUGUUUCGAAGACGACAGCGUGGUACGUGAGCGGUGUUAGCCGUAGAAAUUGCGUGAUUAAGCUAGUCAGCUUGCUAACCUAGCUAGUUGUAGCAAUGAACAGAUCGCGGCCGCUACGCUUUCAUUGAUGUGAGCUCGUUUCCUAGGACAUAGCUAAUCUAAAUAAUCAAUUUGCAUAUAAUUAAGCAUAUUCAUACAUUCUGGUAUUUUUUUUUAAUGAAGGUAAAUGUGUCGUGAUGUUCCUCAGUCGCUUACUGGACAAUUAAUAAAACUAUUUAUUAUGAUCUUCAUGAUGCAGGUUACAGAAGAGUUCUUUUUUUUGUUUGUUUGUUUUAAAGCCAGCUGAGCGUGAUGAAACAGGUGAAGUCUCUCAGGAGACCGGGAGCGUGACGUGACGGAGAGUGAGCGCUAUAAAGCAGGGGUGGUGAAGGCUGUAACACGGACGUUCGUCUUCAGCAGGACCGACCUCAGAGCAGCAUGCGCUAAAUUAUAAAGUGAUGAAUAGCGUGUGAGCAUGAGGACCAUGAGGACCAUGAGGACCAUGAGGACCAUGAGGACCAUGAGGACCAUGAGGAGCUGCGUGUUACACUUACUGUUCCUGCUGCUGCUCUCCUGCAAAACCAGCUUCAGCAGCUUCACUGUCCAGGACAGUUCAGGACGAGAGAUGAGGCAGUAUGAUGAAGUGGAAGACGACAGUUUCAUUGGUCUGAUGGGUAAAAGGAGUUCCGAUCUGACUGCAGAGCUGCCACUGAGACGAGACGUCAGCGACGUGUUUGUCGGUCUGUUCGGGCGCAGAGACGUCGACUCGGGUGAGUCGGAUAUCGCUAAAGGCCUCGCUGCGUGGAGACGAGAGAGGCGGGGCGGAGUCUUCUCAAACAACCGAAGACUCAGAUAUCGGCGUCCCGCCUGAAGCUCCGCCUUAACGGCGACGUGGAAUUCGAGAGCGACGGUUCUGAUCUCUCCGCCUGGCGUUUAGGUUUUUUAUUUUUCACGUGAAGAUUUAAACAGAGUUUAUUUUACGUCUGAUUUUUCCUCUGAAGGUUUUUUUUUUUAUCCAGUGCAACAUAACUGAAAAAUAUCAGUAUUACGAGGUCAUAAGGUCAAUACAUCAUUUCAUCUCUACAGGUCUAGGUAGGAUCCCUUACAGGCUUGCGGGUUCAAAAAAGU